Molecule: messenger RNA, 495 nt
Organism: Rhodofomes roseus
Lineage: Eukaryota; Fungi; Basidiomycota; Agaricomycetes; Polyporales; Fomitopsidaceae
Exons: 3
Coding region: 1-495 (164 amino acids)
Biological process (GO): regulation of transcription by RNA polymerase II
Molecular function (GO): RNA polymerase II cis-regulatory region sequence-specific DNA binding; DNA-binding transcription factor activity, RNA polymerase II-specific
Source: RefSeq, a predicted model, not a curated record
AUGGACACGACUACCGUGCCGACGCACAUCGCGAAGGUGAAUGUGACGACGCCCAGUACCGCGGAUGCGAGUCAGAAGCGGCGGAAGCAGCCGGCAAACUUUGUGUGUCCCGUCCCUGGAUGUGGAAGCACGUUCACGCGUCACUUCAACUUGAAGGGGCAUCUGCGGUCUCACGCGGAAGAGAAACCAUUCCAGUGCAAGUGGCCCGGGUGUGGCAAAGGCUUCGCCCGACAACACGAUUGUAAGCGGCACGAGCAGUUGCACCUCAAUAUCCGCCCGUAUCCUUGCGAGGGAUGCAAGAAGAACUUUGCUCGCAUGGACGCGCUUAAUCGGCACUUACGGUCCGAAGGCGGCGCAGAAUGUCGGAAGAUACAGGAUGAAGUCACUGUACCCCUCCCCGAGGGCAUGGAGAUGAAGGUCCCCGAUGCCUCGCCCAACAUGAAGCCCGACCCGGACGGCCCCUGGCAGGGCACCGGUGGUGGGUAUGUCAUGUAG